AUGUACUGGAUUUUUGGUUAUUUCCUGUUUUGUAUAUGGCGGACAGCUAACUCACAACCCGCUGAACUAUAUCCUAGUAUUGAUCCGAAUCAUUUUGGUGCCGAUGGUAGUCCUUGUUAUGAUCGUCAAACUCGUCAACCACAACGUUGUGUGCCCGAUUUCAUCAACGCCGCCUUCAAUUUGCAAGUUGAAGUGACAAAUACUUGUGGUGAGAAAACACCAACCAAGUUCUGCGUGCAAUCUGGUCAUACUGGACAAAGAAGUGUUUGUGAAACUUGUGAUGCAAGACACCCGGUUGGUUAUUUUUAAAAGUUUAAAAGGGUUUGGAAAAAGAAUUUCUUAUUACUGGUAUAUUUUGAGUUAUUAGCAAAUUCACAAAGUAGAUCACAAAAUUCUCAUUUGGAUAGACAAUAUAUUUUUUUACAUAUCACUAACUCACUAACUGAUUUUUUUUCCAGUCAUUUGCUCAUCCAGCCAAAUUUUUGACUGAUUUCAACAAUGCUAAUAACGAAACUUGGUGGCAAUCCGAAACAAUGUUGGAAGGAAUGCAACAUCCAACAACUGUCAAUUUGACAUUAACCCUUGGCAAAUCUUUUGAUAUCACCUAUGUUCGUUUGAAGUUCAUCAGUCCACGACCAGAAUCUUUUGCGAUUUACAAGAAAACCACACCGAAAGAUGAUUGGGUUCCAUGGCAAUAUUAUUCGUGAGUUUCAUCAGUCUAGUUUAAAUAAAAUUUUUCAAUUUGAACUCUUUUUUUUUUUUGAAUAUAGAAAACAAAAUCAAUAACGAAUUCUAUUUAUUUAAAUAUAAUUAUUUUCAGAGGAUCUUGCCGUAUGACUUACAAGCUCAGCGACCGUACCCCAAUCUUACCGGGCAGAGAAAAUGCUCCACAAUGUACCAAAGAGUUCUCUGAUAUCUCACCAAUUACCGGUGGAAAUAUCGCGUUUUCAACUUUGGAAGGAAGACCAUCGGCUCAUGCUUUUGAAGAUUCGCCAGUUUUGCAAGAAUGGGUUACCGCUUCAGCUAUCAGAAUCUCGUUGAACAGAAUGAACACUUUUGGAGAUGAAGUUUUCCGUGAUCCACAGGUUUUAAGAUCGUAUUAUUAUGCCAUUUCUGAUUUUGCUGUUGGAGGAAGGUUGGUUUUUAUAUCUUCAAUAAGCUUUUCUGUUUAGAAAUUUUGUUUAUUUCAUUUUAACCACAAAAAAAAUGAAAAUUUUCCAGAUGUAAAUGUAAUGGCCACGCAUCUGAAUGUGUUUCAUCAUCUUCAGUUGAAGGAGAAAAUCGUCUCGUUUGUCGAUGCGAACAUAAUACUCAAGGAGAAGAUUGUAAUGAAUGUUUACCAUUCUUCAAUGAUCGACCAUGGGCUUCUGGAACUGCGAAUGAAGCAAAUGAAUGUGUUGCUUGUAAUUGUUCACAACUCUCCAACCGAUGCUUCUUCGAUCCAGUACUUUUCAAUGAAACUGGUCAUGGUGGACAUUGUUUUGAUUGUCAAGGAAAUACUCAAGGAGUUCAUUGUGAGCAAUGUGUUCCAAAUUAUUGGAGAAGACCUGGAGAGAACUUCUGUAUUGAAUGUCGUUGUAAUGAGGUUUGUUUUGGUUUUCUUCUGAAACCUUGUACUUUUUUUUUUUGAAAAACAAAAAUCUUAUUCUAGAUCGGCUCACUCAACACUCAAUGCGACAACGAAGGAAAAUGUCAAUGUAAGCCAGGUGUCACUGGAAAAUAUUGUGAUCAAUGUAUCGAUGGAUAUUUCGAUUUCAGCCCCAACGGAUGCAAGUGAGUAGUUGACACAUUUGAUAAAUAAAACACCUGACGCGUUCAACCGAAAGGUCACAUAGCUUAAACUAAGAAAAUCUUGAAUUUUUUUAUUUAUCUGUUGCAUUUGCCAAUGAUUUAUUUUCAGAGAUUGCGGUUGUGAAGCGUCGGGAUCCUUCAAUAAUCAACCAAAAUGUGACUCAACAACCGGAACAUGUAGUUGUAAAACAAAUGUUGAGGGAAGACAAUGUGACAAAUGUAAACCGGGAUACUUUGAUUUGUCGUUGGAAAAUCAAUUCGGAUGUACACCGUGUUUCUGUUAUGGGCAUUCAUCAAUUUGUAGAACUGCUGAUGGUUAUAAUGCUGUCAAUGUUUCAAGCAAAUUUGAACAAGAUAAACAAAAAUGGACUGGAAUUAGUCGAAGUGGACCACAAGAUGCUCAAUGGGCUGAGCUUGAUAAAGCUGUAGCUGUUUCAGAUCAAGAUAAUCUUGCAGUCUACUUUGUCGCCCCAGAACAGUUCACUGGAGAUCAAAGAAGCAGUUACAACCAACUUCUUGUUUUCACACUCAAAGUUGCCAAACACAUCACCAGUCAAGAUGUCAAGUAAGUUGAUUUGCACAAAGAUUGGAAAACAUUAUUGAUUUAAAUUAUUUUCAGAGAUAUUAUCAUUGUUGGUGCUGACAACAGAGAAUUAUCCACAUCAAUCACUGCUCAAGGAAAUCCAUUCCCAACAACUGAACCACAAGAAUAUAAAUUCAGAAUUCAUGCGGAUCCAAAUUAUGGAUGGUAUCCAAGAAUCAAUGAACUUGAUUUCAUCGGAAUUCUCUCGAAUAUCACAGCCAUCAAGAUUCGUGGAACUUAUUCAUACAAAGAUAUUGGAUAUUUGUCAAAUGUCAAUUUGGGUUCAGCUGGUAGCGUUUCUUCAGAACUCAAUCCAAAACCAGCAACUUGGAUCGAACAAUGUGAUUGUUUGCAAGGAUUUGUUGGACAAUUCUGUGAAUCUUGUGACAAGGGUUACAAACGUGAACAAAAGUUCGGAGGUCCAUUCAACAGAUGUAUCAAAUGUGAUUGUCACGGACACUCAAGCAGUUGUGAUCCAGAAAGUGGAGCUUGUAUUUGUGAACAUAAUACAGCUGGAGAUACUUGUGAAAGAUGUGCUCGUGGAUAUUAUGGAAAUGCUUUGAGCGAAGAACCAACUGCUUGUGAAAAGUGCCCAUGUCCAAAUGAUGGUCCGUGUAUUUUGCACUCCGAUGGAGAUGUUUUGUGUACCGAAUGUCCAAAUGGAUACACCGGAAAACGGUGUGACGAAUGUUCAGAUGGUUAUUUCGGAAAUCCAAAAGAAAGCACUGAAUGUCAAGAAUGUGCCUGUUCUGGAAACACCGAUCCAAAUGCUAUUGGAAAUUGCGACAAAAUUAGUGGAGAAUGUAAGAAAUGUGUCUACAAUACUGAUGGUUUCAAUUGCGAGAAAUGUAAAGCUGGUUUCUGGGGAGAUGCACUUUCUGAGCCAAAGGGUAAUUGCCAAGCUUGUGGAUGCUUUGCUGCCGGAACCAAACGACCAAAUAAUGAUUAUGUUGUUCUUGAAUGUCGACAAGAUGAUGGACAAUGUGAUUGUCUUCCAAAUGUUAUUGGUAUUCAAUGUGAUCAAUGUGGCGUAAGUUUUCCAUCAAAUUUUGAUUAGAAAAAUCUUGAUUUUUAAUUGAGAGUUACUUUAAAAAUAUGUUUUUUUUUCAGCGUGGUUUCUACAACAUCACAUCUGGAUUAGGAUGUCAAGAAUGUAACUGUGAUCCACUCGGUUCUGAAGACAAUACCUGUGACGUCGUCACUGGUCAAUGUAUCUGUAAACCAGGUGUCACCGGAAAACGAUGUGAUCAAUGUGCUCCAUAUCAUUUUGGAUUUGGUGCCAACGGUUGUCAACCGUGUGAUUGUGAACCAAUUGGAUCAGAAACUGCACAAUGUGACCAAAAUAGUGGACAAUGUUUGUGUCAUCAAAAUGUUGAAGGAAGACGUUGUGAUCAAUGUUCGGAAAAUAGAUAUGGAAUGACUCAAGGCUGUCUUCCAUGUGAUGAUUGUUAUACUUUGAUUCAAACUCGUGUUAACGGUUUCCGUGCCAAAGUUAAGAAUCUUGACAAUACUCUUCAAGAGAUUAUUGAAAAUCCAGCACCAGUUAAUGAUACUCAAUUUGAUGACAAAGUCAAGGAAGCUUCUAAAGAAGCUCAAGCUCUUUGGGAACUUGUUAAAGAAAAGACAAGUAAGUUUAUUUUUUUUUGUAAAUUCUGAAUAAUUAUAAUAAUCCCUUGCUUUUUCAGAUGCUGGAAGUGGUCAAAUUAUGACAAAAUCCAAACAAAUAAAGCAAGAUCUUAUCGAUGCUAUGAAGAACUUGAACUCGAUUGAUGAAAAUAUCAACAAGGCAAAGAAGAAGUCUGAAAGUUCUGAUACCAACAUGAAACGAUGGAAUAUUAUCAAUGAAAAUACUCGUCGUGAACUUGAAAAUACUAUCAGAUAUUUGGAAUCGGAAGGAGAAGCAAGUGCUAUUAGAGCUCUUGAAGCCAGUCAGAAAUAUGGAGAGAAGAGCACACAAAUGUCAGAAUUGGCUCACAAAACAAGAGAAGAAGCUCAAAAACAACUUAAAACUGCUGAAAAUAUUGAAAAUCUUGCCAAGCAAGCUAAUGAGAAUGCAGAGAAAGCCAAGAAAGAAGCUGAUGAAGCUAUUUAUGGUGGAUCAGCUAUUUCAGAUCAAAUCAAUGCUCUCAAGAAUCGUCAAAAUGAAAUCAAUGAGACUUUGGCUAAAACAUUGGCUCAAGCUGAAGAGCAAAAGAAAUCUGCUGAAAUUGCUAAUACAAAUGCUGCUCAUUUGAUUACAAAUGUUGAAAGUGUCAAGAUUCCAGCAGUUAAUCCAGCUGAUUUGGAAGCGAUUGCCAAGAAAAUUGAUGUUGAAUCAGAGCAAACUAUUCAAAAUGCUAAAGAUGAAAAUGAACUCAACAAUGAGACUUUCGAUCAAGUAAAUUUUUUUUAUAGUUUUCAUCUGAAUCAAUUGUAAUUUCAAUUUUUUGCAGGUUGAACGUGUUGUUGCUGAAGCCAGACAUGAACUUCAAAGUGCUCAAGAUCAACAAAGAAUUGCCGACCAGCUUUUGGCUGAAGUUGAUCUUUCAAGAUCUAGCAUUGAUGAUUCAAUCAAAAUUGCUGAUGAAACAUUGGAUACUGCUCAAAAAACACUUGACGCCUUGAACAGUUUCAACACACAAAUUGAGAUUUCAAGACAAGAAGCAAUUGCUGAGCUCGAGAAAAUUGAGAACAUCAAGGAGAAAAUUGCUGAAGCUGAAAAGAUUGCAUCCGAAACUGAUCAAUCAAUUGGAGAUGCAUCAAAAGAAGCCGACAAUGCUCGUGAACUUGCAACUCAAUCACAAUCAAGUGUUACAAAUGUGAAAGAUGAAGCUGAAGAUUUGCGAAUCAAGGCGGAAGAUGUUAAAAAAUCUGCAACAUCAUUGAAAAAUGAAGUCAGUUCGCUUAUUGAUGAAUUGAAAGAUACCAAAUCUGAACUUGGACAAUAUCAAACACAAGCUGAUACUGAUAAACAAAUGGCAACUGAAGCUGUGAGAAAAGCGACUGUUGCUAAACAAUCAGCCACCAAAGCAAAUGCAACAGUUUUAGAAAAAGGAGAAAAUAUCAAGGCGAUUAUUGAUACUUUGAGUAAGCUUUAGAAAUUAUUGAUUUUUCAUAGGACAAUAUAUAAUUCAUUAUUUUGCAGCAUCAUUGGAAGAGGUGAAUAAUGCAGAUUUGGAUGAACUCGAAACCGAAAUUGAUAAAAUUGAUGAGAUUCUUGCACAAGCUCAAAUUUCUGAUGAUGUUCCACAGGUUCAACAGACAAAGGUUGAAGAAACACAGCGUAUCGCCCAACUCAAGGCCGAUAUUGCUGCUCUUCAAAAAGAGGUAAUUAAAAAAUUUUUGAAUAAUGUUCAAAAACAUAUAAAUAUUAUAAUUUUUGCAGGUGUUGAACUUGGAACAAAUUCGCGAUGCUUUACCAACAAAAUGCUUUAAUGUCAUCAAUCUCGAACAAGAAGGACAAAAAUAA
Molecule: messenger RNA, 5822 nt
Organism: Caenorhabditis angaria
Lineage: Eukaryota; Metazoa; Nematoda; Chromadorea; Rhabditida; Rhabditidae
Source: the annotation of a GenBank genome assembly